AUGCUGGUGCGAAAAAAGAUAAUAGUCUUCGUUUCCACAGCGGACAGCGCGGAAUUUCAUUAUUUCUUGUUGUCGAGACUAAAAUCCCCUUUUGCUGGAGUGCGAAAGGGCGGACGAAACUACGGCCUUCCUCAGCAGCGCGCCCACCGAUAUAGUCUAAAAAAACGGACGGAAGAGGCCAACAGGCACACCUAUGACGAUAGCGAGGAUGUGGUGACUUUUGACGAAGACUCGGACAAUGAGGAUGAGGGUGAGACACAAACGCUUUCAGAAACAAAUGCCAUACUCGACGUCAACAUAUUUAAACUGCAUGGCAAUAUGACGCAGGUUGACCGCGCCUCCGUUUUUCACGCCUUCAAGGAUGUCGAUAACAGCGCUCGCUGCAGUGGUAAGGGCGUUCUUUUCUGCACGGACGUGGCUACCCGGGGGUUAGACAUGCCCAAGGUGGACUGGAUUGUACACUACGAUCCACCAACCGAUCCAGCUUGCUAUGUGCACCGCAUUGGUCGCACCGCUCGCAUUGGAAACGUUGGCGAUUCCAUGCUGUUCCUCAUGCCGCACGAGGAAGGGUAUGCCUCUUACUUGAGCAACUUUAUCGCAAGUGAGAGUAAGGCGACUUCCGGAGGGGACAAGACGCCUCUAGCACUUAUUGAAGAGAAGAAGUAUGAGUCGUUCUUGUUCUACCUCACAAAACUUGAUCCAAAGGCCAACCACAUGUGGAUGCACAGCACAGCUACUCUGGAGCGCGCCAUCAGUCGCCUUGUCAUGAAGAGAGAUGCAGAUGCAGGCAGCUCCAUGGACGAUGAUGACGGCAAGAAUGAUGAUCUCACACGACUUGCUUUGUUUGCGUACCAGUCGUAUAUACGAGCUUAUUCGGGUCACUCCAGGGAACUUAAGCGGCUUUUCUUUGAUUCCGAUUCCCUUCACCUUGGCCACGUUGCGCAGAGCUUCGGUGUUGACAAGAAACCGAGUGAGGUUCGAAUGCAGCUUCAGAGUAUUAUCCGAGAGGACAGGAAGAUUUCCAGAGAAACUUCUUCCCGUGCGGUAGAGGAAGUAAAUGGAAGACCUCGAAAGAGGCUACAGGUGGAGGUACGCAACGACGAUCGGUACCGAAGCACAGUUGUUCAGAAGCAGCGUAAAGUGACGCGCGACUGGUACGAGCGAAAGAAGCGCGAUGAGCCAACACACAGGGCACUUCAUUUUACGGAAUUUGACGCGUAA
This is a messenger RNA of Trypanosoma grayi, 1221 nucleotides long. Its product is annotated as ATP-dependent DEAD/H RNA helicase. The record is from RefSeq and is a predicted model, not a curated record. Lineage: Eukaryota; Euglenozoa; Kinetoplastea; Trypanosomatida; Trypanosomatidae. Gene Ontology annotation, cellular component: nucleus. The transcript has a single exon. Gene Ontology annotation, biological process: ribosome biogenesis. The coding region runs from base 1 to 1221 and encodes 406 amino acids.